Molecule: messenger RNA, 2885 nt
Organism: Capsicum annuum
Lineage: Eukaryota; Viridiplantae; Streptophyta; Magnoliopsida; Solanales; Solanaceae
Product: protein PSK SIMULATOR 1
Exons: 13
Coding region: 427-2370 (647 amino acids)
Biological process (GO): positive regulation of growth
Source: RefSeq, a predicted model, not a curated record
UAAACACGGUGGCGUGUGGGAACUGCAACGAUUUUUUGUUUUGGUUUGAAAUUUUUUGAGGUGGGAGAAGAAUAAGUCGUCAUAUUUCUAAUUUUAGCAUAACGCCACCACAGUCCCACCUGUCACAAAGUGUGAGAGAAAGAAGAGACUAAUGUUAACCACUUGCGUCACUGACCUCGGUCUUUCCGUUUACUUUCCCACCGCUUCAUACGCACUCCCUCCUAAAAUGCCCAUUUAACUAAAAUCCCUCUUUCUUCUUCUUCUUCUUCCUGUUGCAGCACAAUCCCAAAGGCUUUCUCUUCUUCUUUUUUUUUUUUUUGCUGGUAUUCUGCAGUGGCAGGUUGCUGAGACAGCUUCACACUGUUUUGGUUCAGCUCUUGAGGGGAAGCUUGAGAUUGAAAUAGGUGGAAGGCCGUUAUUCAGAAAAUGGGUGGUCUUUGCUCUAGAAGAGCUACUGCUGAGCACACAACAGCUGGUGCCAUUCCACAUGUGAAUGGUCUUCGUGAGUAUGGUGCUGGAAUAGUUUAUCAGUCGCCUAGAUUGCCCACACAGCUAAACAGUGAUCCUAUGCAAUCCCCUGCUGUGGAAAGCACUGAUAAGCAACUAACUGAACCAGCAUUAUCUUUUCUGGAGGUGAAUGUGAUUCCUCAUGGGGUUCCUAUGGAUGAUGUUGAUGAUGGAGUUCCAAGAUUGUCCAGGGCUUUAUCCAACACAUCCAGAUCAACAAAGUCAAAGCACGUUGCAAUUGCGACGGUUUCUGAAGUGAGUUCACUGUUGGGCAGAGCUGGUACGGUGGGGCUCGGUAAAGCUGUAGAUGUGUUGGACACACUAGGUAGCAGCAUGACAAAUUUAAACCUGAGUAGCGGUUUCACGUCAAACAUGGCAACCAAGGGAAAUAAAAUUUCAAUUUUGGCAUUUGAAGUUGCAAACACCAUUGUCAAGGGUGCCAAUCUUAAGCAUUCUCUUUCAAAGGAUAAUGUACAACAUUUGAAGGAGGUGGUUCUUCCUUCAGAAGGUGUGCAACUCUUGAUAACAAAGGAUAUGGAUGAACUGUUGAGAAUUGCUGCAGCAGACAAGAGGGAUGAACUGAAAAUAUUCUCUGGUGAAGUGGUUCGUUUUGGAAAUCGAUGUAAAGAUCCUCAAUGGCACAACUUGGAACGUUACUUCGAAAAGCUGGAACCUGAACACACACCUCAUAAAAACUUGAAAGAAGCAGCAGAGGCUGUAAUGGUGCAGUUAAUGGUCUUGGUUCAGCAUACAGCUGAACUGUACCAUGAAUUCCAUGCAUUGGACAGAUUUGAACAAGAUUAUCGGCGUAAAGCUCAAGAAGAGGAUACUUCAAAUGCUACUCAGAGAGGAGAUAGCCUUGCAAUUUUAAGGGCAGAGUUGAAAAGUCAAAGGAAACAUGUCAAAAGUUUGAAAAAGAAAUCCCUCUGGUCCAAGAUUUUGGAAGAGGUGAUAGAGAAGCUUGUGGACAUCGUGCAUUUCCUUCAUUUGGAGAUCCAUGCUGCAUUUGGCUGUGCUGAUGGAGAGAGACCUAUGAAAAACAACCACCAGGGGUUGGGAUCUGCUGGUCUUGCAUUGCACUAUGCGAAUAUCAUCACUCAGAUUGAUACACUUGUUACUCGAUCAGCUUCGGUGCCCCCAAGUACAAGAGAUGCUCUAUACCAUGGGUUGCCACCAAGCAUAAAGUCAGCUUUACGUUUCAAGUUACUGUCAUUCUCACUCAAGGAAGAGUUAACAGUGCCACAAAUCAAAGGUGAAAUGGAGAAAACAUUGCAGUGGCUUGUUCCCAUGGCAGCCAAUACUACCAAAGCCCAUCAUGGCUUUGGAUGGGUUGGAGAAUGGGCAAAUACAGGGUCCGACAUAAACAGGAAACCUGAGAGCCCAGUUGAUCUUCGGAUUGAGACACUGUAUCAUGCAGAUAAGGAGAAAACAGAAGCAUAUAUUCUUGAAUUAGUGGUGUGGCUCCAUCAUCUUGUCAGUCAGUCAAGACGUGCUGCUAAUGGUGGAGUAAAAUCUCCAGUAAAAUCUCCAAUCCGUUCCCCUAAUCAAAAGAUGAUUAAGUUGUCUAAUCACAGAUCAAGCUCUUCGUCAUCCCCAUUAACGGUUGAAGACCAAGAAAUGCUUUGUGAUGUAAGCAAGAGAAAACUAACUCCAGGGAUUAGCAAGUCCCAAGAAUUUGCAAAAACAGGGCUGAGCAAGUACCACAGGCUGAGUAAGAGCAGUAGCCAUUCACCUGUAAAUGAAACCAGAAAGGAUCCCUUCCCUAUCAAGAGACCGUCUUCUGUUCCAGUGGUUGACUUUGACACUGACCGGAUGAAAGCUUUGGAUGUCAUUGACCGAGUGGACAAAAUUAGAGGUGUAUAAUUGUACAAUAUGCAGCUGCAUUGCCAAAUAAGUAUAUCUUGUGCAUAGUAGUAUGGUUAUUUACCGCAUUAGCAAACUGUAAAUACAGCAUCUUUUAGUUAGCUGGCAUCGGCUAUAUACUAAUGGCCUAGCGAGGGUAAUGCGUCAACUUAUCAUCUUCAUAUGCUUCCCUUGUAUUAUAUUAUGUCCUAUUUGUGUUUGGGAAUUGGAUUAUUGCGUAGAAGAUGAAAGGGGGAAUUGGAUUAUCUGUAAAUGCAAUAUUUUUCCAGUAAAUCCAGGGUUCAGCGGUAAGUGGAAGUGAUUUUUCUGUCAUUGUUUUUUAUCAGAGGAAAAGGGAGUUUCGGGACCAGAAUAGCCAUGAUGGUGAGAAGGUUGAUGGGACGUAGAAGUAGAGUUGAGCCCCUUUUUUCCUUUUUAGUGGAGAGAGGGUCUUAGAGUGCUAUUAUCUUAUGUACAGAAUGUUUAAAAUAAUUUGAAGUUAUGUUUUUCUCCUUAUCAAUCUUUAUUAUACAUUA